AUGAGCGAGGCGCUCGUGACCUUCACGGACACCUACCCCGACGAGGACGAGUACAACGGCACGGAGGACUACGCCGCGGACCCCACCCUGCUGUGCGUCCUGCAGGACGUGCGGGACUUCUCCCGGCUCUUCGUGCCCGUCACCUACUCCCUCAUCUGCGUCUGCGGGCUCCUGGGCAACCUGCUGGUGGUGCUGACCUUCGCCUGCUACAAGAAGGCCAAGUCCAUGACGGACGUGUACCUGCUCAACAUGGCGCUGGCCGACAUCCUGUUCGUGCUGACCCUGCCCUUCUGGGCGGCCACGCACGCCGCCGGCCGCUGGGCCUUCAGCGGCGCCCUGUGCAAGCUGGUGCGCGGCGUGUACGCCGUCAACUUCCACUGCGGCAUGCUGCUGCUGGCCUGCAUCAGCCUGGACCGCUACGUGGCCAUCGUGCAGGCCACGCGCUCCUUCCGCCUGCGGGCCCGGCUGCGGGCGCACCGCCGCGCCAUCUGCCUGGCCGUGUGGGCGCUGUCCGUGCUGCUGUCCGCCUGGGCCUUCGUCUUCGCCCAGAAGUACCCGCUGCAGGGCCGGGAGGUGUGCGAGCCGCGCUACCCGGCGGCUGCGGAGCCGCUGCGCUGGAAGCUGUUGCCGCUGGGCCUGCAGCUGCUCUGGGGCUUCUUGGUGCCGCUGCUGGUCAUGGCCGGCUGCUACCUGCUCAUCGUGCGGGCGCUGCUGCGCGCCCAGAACUCCCGGCGGCACCGGGCCGUGCGGGUGAUCGUGGCCGUGGUGCUGGUGUUCCUGGCCUGCCAGCUGCCCCACAACGCCGUGCUGCUGGUCACGGCCGCCAACCUGGGCCGGCUGGGCCGGUCCUGCCGGGCCGAGCGGGCGCUGCGCUUCCUGGAGGCGGGCACCGAGGUGCUGGCCUUCCUGCACUGCUGCCUCAACCCCGUGCUCUACGCCUUCGUGGGCCAGCGGUUCCGCAGCCACUUCCUGCGGGCCGCCAAGGACCUGCUGUGCCUGGGGCCGCGGCGCGCGCCCGGCCUGGCCUGCGGCCGGCUGCCCUCCGAGGCCUUCCCCUCCCGGCAGACCAGCGAGACGGCCGCCGAGGACAACCCGUCCUCCUUCACCAUGUGA
Pipistrellus nathusii (Nathusius's pipistrelle) is the source of this 1113-nucleotide messenger RNA. The record is from the annotation of a GenBank genome assembly. NCBI's taxonomy places the organism in Eukaryota, Metazoa, Chordata, Mammalia, Chiroptera, Vespertilionidae.